Messenger RNA from Jaculus jaculus (lesser Egyptian jerboa), 3935 nucleotides. Its product is annotated as store-operated calcium entry regulator STIMATE. Lineage: Eukaryota; Metazoa; Chordata; Mammalia; Rodentia; Dipodidae. Gene Ontology annotation, cellular component: cortical endoplasmic reticulum; membrane. The transcript has 8 exons. Gene Ontology annotation, biological process: activation of store-operated calcium channel activity. Bases 1 to 882 code for a protein of 293 amino acids. The record is from RefSeq and is a predicted model, not a curated record. Gene Ontology annotation, molecular function: calcium channel regulator activity.
AUGCAAGGCCCUGCGGGGAACACCAGCCGGGGCCUUCCUGGAGGGCCUUCGUCCACGGUCGCGUCCGGGACGGGCCGCUGUGAGAGCGGCGCGCUCAUGCACAGCUUCGGCAUCUUCCUGCAAGGGCUGCUUGGCGUCGUGGCCUUCAGCACAUUGAUGCUCAAACGCUUCAGAGAACCAAAGCAUGAAAGACGACCAUGGAGGAUAUGGUUUUUAGACACUUCCAAACAAGCCAUAGGGAUGCUGUUUAUCCACUUCGCAAAUGUAUACCUAGCAGAUCUUACUGAAGAGGACCCUUGUUCACUGUACCUCAUCAACUUUCUUCUGGAUGCCACUGUAGGCAUGCUGCUCAUCUAUGUGGGAGUGCGUGCAGUCAGCGUCUUGGUGGAGUGGCAACAAUGGGAAUCCUUGCGUUUUGGCGAAUAUGGAGACCCUCUGCAGUGUGGGGCCUGGGUUGGGCAGUGUGCCCUUUACAUCGUGAUCAUGAUCUUUGAAAAAUCCAUCGUCUUCAUUGUCCUCCUUAUACUCCAGUGGAAAAAGGUGGCCCUACUGAAUCCCAUUGAAAACCCUGACCUGAAACUGGCCAUUGUCAUGCUGAUCGUCCCCUUCUUUGUCAAUGCCUUCAUGUUUUGGGUAGUGGACAAUUUCCUCAUGAGAAAGGGGAAAACGAAAGCUAAACUAGAAGAGAGGGUAGCCAACCAGGACUCAAGGAAUGGGAGCAAGGUCCGCUACCGGAGGGCAGCAUCCCAUGAGGAGUCUGAGUCUGAGAUCCUGAUCUCAGCUGAUGAUGAGAUGGAGGAGUCCGAUGCUGAGGAAGACCUCCGCAGACUGACCCCUCUCAAACCUGUGAAGAAGAAGCACCGCUUUGGGCUGCCUGUAUGACACAUUCCCCCACUAGGGGUGACAGGGCUGGGGCCCAGCACGGCAGUGUCAUCCCUCCCUCCUCUCACUGUCCCUGCUCUUCUACCUCCACUCCUCUUGCUGUCUCUGCCUGCUCUCCGCCUGCCCCAGACUACUGUGACUUAAAAAGAGGGAAGAGGAACCAGGGGGCUGUGGACGGCUAGAGGUCUCCUGCCCAGUUGCACUACAAACACUGACCAAAUAUGCAAGUGAAGAGCUUUGUUUGUUGUUGUCCCUUUGGGGUAUUCUGAGACCCCUGUUCUGUGUCUGACUGGCUGGCGUGGUGAAACAAAAGAGCACACAUCUACUGUAGUGUUUUUGUGCCAAGGCUGCAGGCAUUGUGGACACAUGACAUGCUUGGGUUAAUGGUCACUCAUUGCCAAGUUGGAACCAGAAUGUUUUCUUCUAGAAAUGGUUUUUUUAAACUUAAUUUCUAAAGCCGGUUUUAUGAGCUGUAACAGUGUUACUGUUUUUUGAGUAUGUGUUUAUUUCCUACAAAGUAUCAAUGGGACUAAUGGGCAAAACAGAUUUUUAAGUCUUCCAUAUACUGUUUGACUUUUAUAUUUUUAAGUUAUAUUUUCAUAUAUUGUAUUUAAAAACUUUUUAAUCUCCAAAGUAAUGGGUUUGUUUGCCUUUCAUGGGAUAUGAACUGGUGGGAGAUGAAAGUCAGUUGUUGUUUUUAAACUGGCACUAUUGUUAGAUAAUGUCUGAUGAUGCUUUUGGUGGGAAGGGUAGACAGCCUUUGUCUGCAGGCAGAAACCUAGUGGCAUAUAUCAGGCCUGAGCAUGAGCUGUAGUAUGUAUGGAACAGAAAGGGUUGUACCAGAACACAUGAGCUGGCAGGUUAGAAAUCUUAGCUAAACUUGCCUGAGAAAGGAGCCCAAGAGUUAGAGGACUUGUGACCACCAGGCCCACCCUUGUUUGUUUUCUUUCGCCCUCAGAGCCUCCAAAUCUCAAGUGUUUGAACAUUCUCAGCUUCUGCUUCCAUUGCAGCAGCUCACAGAGUUAGCCUCUGCUUUGAUCCCAUUACCUACUGUCACCUGCUUGCUUGCACAGAAGUAAUCUUCUGUCUGUAAGAAGUAAUCCGGUGAAUAGGAGGGCCUGUUGUCAAACCAUCCAAAGCUACAAAGUGGCCAGGACAGGGCAGGUUCAGGUGAGAGAGCUCUCUGUCACAGUCUGUAGAUAAUAUGGGGUGCUUUUAGGCUGUGUCCGCUCUAUAGCAUGGCCACAGAUCCUUGUGACUCUUGAGAGUUUUUUGCCUAGUGAUAAUGCACCCGCACCUGCUGUGAAAGCUGCAAAGUGGAGCUGUCUCAAGGAUUUUCAGACUAGCAAUCAGCUAUGACAUUUAGAAACAGAAGACAGGGCUAGAGAGAUGGCCCAGCAGUUAAAGCACUUGCCAGCAAAGCCUGAGGACCCAGUUUUGAUUCCCUGAUACCUGCGUAAAGCCAGAUGUACAAGGUGGCACGUGCGUGUGGAGUUCAUUUGCAGUGGCUAGAGGCCUUGGCACACCCAUUCUCGUUCAUUCAUUUUCCCUCCCUCCCUCCCUCUCUUUUUCUCUCUCUCUCUCUUAAAUAAGUAAAUAGAAUAUUUAGCAACAGAAGACCACCCCACUACUGUGCAGGCUGGAAGUGAGGUGGUUCAGGCUUCAGGUGAGACAAGUGCAGCUCCACUCAGAACCUUCUUUUAAGCCUACAUAAAAAUGUGUUUUGAGCUGGGCGUGGUGGUGCAUACCUUUAAUCCUAGCACUCAGGAGGUAGAGGUAGCAGGAUCGAGGCUCGCCAUGAGUUCAAAGCCACCUUGAGACUAUGUAGUGAAUUCCAGGUCAGCCUGGAAUGAGACCUUACCUAGAAAACCCAAAACAAACAAAAAAAUAUGUUUUGCUUAAGCUAAAGGUACCUAAAUAUGUUUGUCACAUGUGAGCCCAGCCUUUAGACUAGGCACCCAAGACUCCUCUGCCAUUUCCAGUCCUGCCUGUCCUGGACACAGGGACCCUCUCAGCUCGUCUUCUUCCAGUGAAGGUCUCACUGGGAGGAGCAGGAGCUAUAUCUAGGCAGCGGGAGGGGACUUUGUUGGUGUGAGCUUCCUGGCUGGAGGAGACGACCAGUGAGGUGAAGCUGGUCUCAGCCCUGCAUUGCUCCCUCUUGUUUUCUGUCUUCCCUUCCCCUCCCCCCAUACAGUCAUGGUCUUUCUCCAUCCCUUGUACAGGGGUUCCACUGAGUGAGUGGGAAGAAUAGGAUUGGCAUUCCUGGCAAGAUGGUCAGUCCCUGGUAUUAUUGUUGAUGCUGUCCUCACUCUGCUCCUGUUCCAUAGUGGUUUGGACAACCUGUGUUGUAACUGUCUGUCAUCCGGUCAUUCUCCUGGAGCUUAGAGCCAGAGCCUCACUUCAGUGUUUCCAAAGCAUGCACAAGAGUAGGAAGGCCCUGUUGUGAAGACUGGAAACUUGGGUUGAACAAGUCUCUCCAGGCUCUUCAGCUCCUAUUGAGUAGUUGGCUUGGAGGAUACAGGUGGCAAGUGAAGGCAGGUCUUCCCUACAUCUUGAAAAUGUAACUAUAAGGACUACAGUUGUGUAACUGACUUAGCAGGGAAGAGUGUCCAAUAGGUGUCUGCCUGAUCUUAGGGACCCACUCUGUAUUCAAGCUUGGACAUGCUCGGCUUAUGCUCCUCCUCUGUGGGUGUGUGCAUGUAUACAUGCAGCAUAGGCACAUGCACUCAUAUGACCUGCAUCGCCCAGUGAGCCUGUUCUCUCCUAUGCAGUGUCCCAGGAGAAUGGCUAUAGAGGUCAGGACUUCUUCUUGAGCUGUCCCUUCUCUCUGGAAUGAGUUUCUCCACUUGCUCCGAGGUGCCUUAUGAGGUGCAGCCCUUUAUCGGUCAAUGAAAAACAAUGAGAUAUUGACUGGGUACGGUAUGUUGUCAAUUGGAUUUGUCCAAAUCAGGACUUUAGGCAAGCCUCUUAUUGUAGAAGCUUGUAAGCCAAGGUGAUGAACAAAUUUGUUGUACCUAACUGCAAUAAACUGUGGAGGGAGAACUAUCACCUGA